CCGGUUUCUUUCCUUCUUUUCGUAAUGGUGCUUCGGGUUGCAGUGUCGUAAGCUGUGGAUCUCCUCAAUCCGGACACAUCACUCGUUUGCACCGUAUUUAUCCGGACGUAACUUAACAGAUUAAUCAUGCUGUCGAGGUAUAUGCUUCUAAUUUUGCUCAUUUUGCCCAUCGCCACCAUUCUUCGGCAAAACGCACCGUAUGCUGUUGCAGAAGUGACGGUUGAAAGUGCAGUUGAGGAGGAGGAAGAUGAUGUUCAGGUUGAAGAUACCCCAACUGCAGCCGAACAGCCUGACUCCUCAUUAACUGAACAGGAGGAGGAGGAUGAUGAAGAAAAGCCGUUAAAACCAUCGCCUGAUGGAGACACUUACAUGCUGUUCGUAGAGCCCAAGACCUUCAAGUCCAAGCUUCCAGCAGGAAAGGAAGUUCGUUUCUUGGUAGGCUUCACCAACCGUGGUGAGAGAGAAUUUGUCCUGGACACCAUUGAUGCCUCCUUCCGUUACCCCAUGGACUUUUCCUUCUAUAUUCAGAAUUACUCUACAAUUGGUUACACCAAAGUGGUGAAGCCCAAGCAGCAGGCCACUCUGUUCUACAGUUUUCUGGUUAGCGAGUCCCUCAGCAACCGGCCCUUUGGGCUCUCUGUCAACCUCAUGUACAGGGAUGCUGAUGGCCACCCAUACCUGGAUGCUGUCUUCAAUGAAACUGUUGAGAUAGUUGAAGUGGAUGAAGGUCUUGAUGGUGAAACGUUCUUCCUUUAUGUGUUCCUGGCAGCUUGUGCUGUGCUGCUCGUGGUACUCGGCCAGCAGUUCAUGUCAUCACUCGGGAAAAAGAAACCAGCUGCAAGCAAACAAAAAGUCGAGAUGGGCACGCAAAACACUGGAGACGUCGAUUAUGAUUGGCUCCCUAAAGAGACCCUUGAACUCAGUCGUUCCCCGAAACGGUCACCACGGCAGUCACCGAAGCAGAGACGUGUGAAACGGGGCACAGGCUCAUCUGGCGAGGAGUGAGAAGGGAAAGUGUGCUACUUCCGGCCUCCCCUGGGUUUGCACUACACCUGCGGAGUCCAUUGGCUCUCGUCAAAGUGACUUGGGGAACGAGAAAGGCAACCGUGUUUCUGAUCAAUGCCAGUGUGUGUUGUGCGAAGGCAAGGGUGGAAGGAAGUGUGUGGGUGUGACUCUUUUGUAAUGUGGAGCCAGCACACAUGACAGGCUGGCCAAUAAACAGUGCCAGCCCUUUU
Messenger RNA from Ornithodoros turicata, 1235 nucleotides. Its product is annotated as translocon-associated protein subunit alpha-like. Lineage: Eukaryota; Metazoa; Arthropoda; Arachnida; Ixodida; Argasidae. The record is from RefSeq and is a predicted model, not a curated record. Gene Ontology annotation, cellular component: endoplasmic reticulum; endoplasmic reticulum membrane. The transcript has 9 exons. Bases 127 to 1005 code for a protein of 292 amino acids.